AUGUUUGGAGCCGCCUUAAGAAUUAACACGAUCGCUUGCUUCCUCCAAACCCAGCGCGGCGUCGAUUCCUUCCGCCAAGCCGUGAGUGAUUGGAGGCCGUUGCUUUCCGGUUUCACUGUUUGCGCGGUUCAACGCGCCGCCACCUCCUUGACCCGGCGCGGCCGGCGCUCCCCUUCCCACGCCCAGUGCUUCGAUUGGGCCCGCGACGCGGCGCGGCGCGAGCCGGUAUGGCCCGGCCCAGCCCGCCCGCGACUUCCCUUGCCCUCCGCGACGGCUGGACACGAGGCCGCGAAAGCAGAUCGGCAGGAGGCGUUGCCAUCGAAAGCGACAACAGCAACUUUACGGGGGGGUUGCGCGCGUCACGCCGCUCCGGGGGCUGACGACGCCCCGCGUGGAGGUCAGCGCGGCCGGCCUUUAUCGCCGCUUUGUAAACGAUCGACGAAAUCUCGGGUCGACCACCAUCUCGGGUCUUCCCUCGCAGAGCAAACACGGCGCGGAGACAGCGGAACGUCAGCGUUGCAUCGGGGCAGCGGGGGUCGUUGGUCGCCCAGGCGGGUCGCCGCCGCCGCCGCAGCCGGUUCGCGACCGGCCCUCGGCAAACAGGCGCUCUGUUUGCUCCUAGACGCCGCGCCGCGCCCCUCCCCGCGAGAUGCCAAGUCUGUUUAUUUUGUUGGACAUGUAUUUUUUUUGCUCGCGACAGAGGGGUGA
Gryllus bimaculatus (two-spotted cricket) is the source of this 708-nucleotide messenger RNA. The record is from the annotation of a GenBank genome assembly. NCBI's taxonomy places the organism in Eukaryota, Metazoa, Arthropoda, Insecta, Orthoptera, Gryllidae.